AUGAACAAACCUCAGUCAAUUGUCAAGCUGACACUUCAGGCACGCGAUCUAAAAGUCGAAGACCCUAAUUCUAAUGGUAACACAUGCUGUAAAAUAUUCACCAAAACAGUAAAUGCAGAAAAAUGAGAAGAAGCUGGUGAUACUGAAUUAGUGACUUCUAGUCUGAACCCAAAUUAUAAAAAAGAAUUCAAAAUUCAGGUCACUUAUAAAAAAUAGGAUCUUUAAAUUAUUAAAUUUUUUUUAUUAAAAAAUGGAUUUUUUAAUGGUAUUUUGACAAAAAAAUCAAAAUUGAUUAAAAUAAUUAUUUAUGAUAAUUAAAUUAAAUGCUCACAUUUUAAUAGCAGGACUGUAUCCGUUUAAUAUUAAAUGAGAUUAAUGACUACCUUCGUAGCAAUAUUUGCUUUGUCUUAAUAGUAUACGAGUUCUUUGCAAACGAUUUACAGAAGAUUGGCAAAGUAGUUUUCAGUUUAUCUGACCUGUCAAUAAAUGGCCCAACCACAUUUAACAUCAAAAAAUAUGACGAAGUUUCAGGCCAUAUUAUCGUUACCAGUCAAAUUCACCAUCUCGACGAACAACUCCGGGUGCAAAUUCGAGGUAAAAAUCUUGUCAACAAAGAUCCCUUCAAUUUCCGCUCUCCUUAUUUCAAGCUAUUUCGGUUAAGAAAAGGUCAAGAUAGUUUCCAAUUUUAUAAAAGUGAAGUAAUCGAAGAAAGCCUGAACCCCCUUUGGAGCCAAUCAUAUUUUAAUUUAUUUAAUUUUAUCUAAAUAAUAAUAAUUUACUAUAUAAUUCUCCUAGUUUCAUAUAAAUAUAAUAGAGAAUAUACGAUGUCUGUGGAGACAAUAUGAGAAUACCAAUAAAAAUCGAAGUUUGGGACUCAAAUCCUCUGCUUAAAGACGUUCUAAUGGGAGAAGGGUAUACGUCGGUUGAUCAAAUUCUUGAUAAAAAAUCAAUCGUCCUGAGGAAAAAUAAAAAAUUCAAAGGGGUAAUUGAAAUAGUGGAAGCUGAGAUAAUAGACCACAGAAUGCGGGCUUCUUUUUAA
Messenger RNA from Blepharisma stoltei, 1039 nucleotides. Lineage: Eukaryota; Ciliophora; Heterotrichea; Heterotrichida; Blepharismidae. The record is from the annotation of a GenBank genome assembly.